Candidozyma haemuli is the source of this 2535-nucleotide messenger RNA. RefSeq names its product Axl2p (gene AXL2). NCBI's taxonomy places the organism in Eukaryota, Fungi, Ascomycota, Pichiomycetes, Serinales, Metschnikowiaceae. Gene Ontology annotation, molecular function: calcium ion binding. The coding region runs from base 1 to 2535 and encodes 844 amino acids. Gene Ontology annotation, cellular component: membrane. The transcript has a single exon. The record is from RefSeq and is a predicted model, not a curated record.
AUGCUCCUCCGUCUCCUAAUACUACUCCAGGCGGUGGUCUAUGCCAUCUACUUAGGAUGGCCCAUGGACGAACAACUCCCCAAUGUCGCUCGUGUGGACCAGCCCUAUGAAUUUACAAUUGCUUACUUGACCUAUCGUUCCAACAACGGUGGGUCCAUCGCUUACUCUGCCCAUGGUUUGCCUGACUGGCUAUCAUUUGACGAGCUGAGCAGAACUUUCACUGGUACACCUUCUGAAGCUGAUGCCGCGUCUUUCCUGGUGACAUUGACGGGUAAAGAUGACUCUGAUGGUUCUGAAAUGUCUAGAGAGUAUACAAUGCUCGUGUCGAAUAGUACGGGCAUUAAGUUGUCUUCCCAAGACGUGAUGUUCACUACCAUCGCCAAGCAUGGAAACACCAAUGGCAGAGGUGGUCUUGUGUUGUCUGAAGGUGAAGACUUUAAUAUCCAACUCUCUAAGGAUAUGUUUGAAGAGAAGGAUGAUGCCCUGCGACCUAUCAUCGCAUAUUACGGUCGCUCUGUCGACAGAACCUCCUUGCCUAGUUGGAUACAUUUCAACUCUGAUGAUUUAACAUUCUCCGGCACUGUCCCAUAUGUCACGUCUAAUAUUGCCCCUUCUUCGGCAUAUGGCUUCAGUUUCCUCGCGUCGGAUUAUUACGGCUUUUCUGGUGCUGAGGCCACCUUCAGUAUCUUGGUUGGCGCUCAUUCAUUGAGUACGUCCCUCAAUGAGUCUAUCAAGAUAAACGGCACGUAUGGAUUGGAUUUUGAUUACGAUGUCCCCAUUUUGACUUCUGUGUAUUUAGAUGGUGAGGCAAUUACGCGUUCAAAUAUCUCUUCCGUGAGUGCUAGUGAUCUACCAUCAUACGUCCAUUUCGACUCGUCGGAAUUCACCUUGAGUGGAACCUUCCCUAAUUCACUGAGAAGUGAUAAUUUCUCCAUCACCGUGAGUGAUUUCCAUGGUAAUACUGUGGAUUUGCCUUACAGAUUCGAAUCAAUUGGAUCGGUCUUUACUCUUGACGAUUUACCGGAUAUUAACGCUACACGAGGAGAGUUCUUUGAAUUCCAGAUUAUGCACUCGCUAUUCACGGAUUUUAAUGAUACCCAGGUGAGUGUGUCUUUCGAUAAAAACUCUGAUGAUUGGUUGUCCUACGAAGAGUCAAACAUGACACUUGUAGGUAAUGCGCCAUCCAAUUUAAAGCUGUUGGCUGUUAAAAUCGAUGCCGAAUCAUCCUUCGACUCUGAAUCAAGGGAGUUUUCAAUUAUUGGGGUAGAUGGAAAGUCUUCAACUAGCUCUUCAUCAACUAGCUCGAGCUCUUCCGCCACUGCUACAUCUUCGUCGAGUGCUUCUAUGUCGCCCAGCACCACACCCGAUACAGUGAACAGAUCACUGGAUAAUGGUAACAAUCGGAAGGCGUUGAUUCUCGGACUUUCCAUCGGUCUUCCAUGUUUUUUCCUUGCUUUAGCACUUAUAUUGAUUCUAUUCUUGUGCUGCAGAAAGAAGAGACGGAAUGAUGAUGAAGAGAACGAAAAGUCUGUGGAAGACACUAUUAUUGAUGGACCUGGAAUCGGUGUUACCCAUGACAUGGACGACCACACCGAGACACCUUAUCAAUUGGGCGCUUUGAACGCCUUAAAACUUGAUGACGACUCUGCCUCUACGCUGUCUUCAGUAACUCAUGUGGAUAGUGAUAAUGACUCAAGGUAUUUUGAUGCAUCAGAGAAGCCAAUGAAGUCCUGGAGGGCCAAGGACGACUCGGACUUGAUGGCUGUCAAAAAUAAGCUUAUGCAGCAAAGGCAUGCAUCAGAGAUCUCCAAUAGCACCGUGAACACUGAAGAGCUCUUCGCUGUUCGUCUUGUCGACGACGAGACGAGGAAAUCUGCUUCCCAGUCACCUGGUAUCACCCCUCUUUUCCUGAGAGAUUCGCUAAACCAGAUAAUAGGGGAAAGCGGCUCGUCUGCAAAUGUACAAAGACUUGACAGUGAUGGCAAUAUCGUCCUAGAUUCGAAUUCCAACACGUCUUCGCCAAAGAAGCGGGCUGCUCAGAGUAUGAAUCUCAGAAAUAUAGCCGAGGAGGAUAACCGAACACAUAAUACGGAGGCUUUCUACCGUAACAAAAACGAUGAAUCAUCCAACUAUAACUUGAUGUCCAAGUAUUUCAAUGAGGCAGGUUCGAACAUUGAUGUGGAUGACUUCAAAGCCGUUCAAACGCCAGUUGGUAACUACGAGUGGAGGAGAUCCAAAGACGCUCUUGUCUCUCCCGACUCCGAGACUUUCCUUCUUAAUAAUCCGGAACACACUCCCGUGAAUUCCAAUCUUGCAGAUUCUGGUAACUUUGCUAAGAAUGUUUCCAAGACGUCGGUGUAUUCUGACGAUCUUCAUAGCGACUUCCCCUUCGGUUCGAACAAUGCUGAUAGCAAAGCCAAACUAGUUGAAUUCACUAGAAAGGGCAGUUUAAGGGACUCGUCGCACACCCCCACCAUGGAAUUUUCUGGUGAAACAGCUCAGUUUCAUGAUGGCGAAAGUGGUGAGAGUGACUAA